UGUGUUCUGUAAGUUUUACAUAGACACCGUGUUUAUCAAGUUUGUUACGAUAUAUAGCAAAAAUAUAUUUGAGUAUAUUGCUUUUGUUAGACUCUUAAACGAGUCUGAAAUGAAGCGACCCAACUGUGUACGAGUUACUAAAUAAACAAAAUAGCGUGUGCAAGUGGGUCAAGGUCGUUGCUGAGUGAGGGAAGUGGAAAACUGAUCUAGAUUACUCCGGAAUUCUUGUUUCGUGAAGAAAGAAGUAGAAAACUCUAAAGAACACCCAACACUGUGAGAAAAAAAGUUCCAGGGAAUAAUAUUUUUCUGUAGUUCAACGAGAAAUCCAUUGACUGUUGUUGUAGAAAAUAUUUUUCAUGAUGGAAAUUUCCGAUAGCGGGGGAGAAGUUAGAAUGUAUGACGACCCCAAGAAAAUUGUCCCUCCUCAGAAUCUCGAUGAAUUAAUUAAAGAACUGCAUAAAGUGUUUGCCAGUGACAAUGUUAAUGUGGAAUACGUGACUGAAUUAAUGGCUUCGUACAAGAGUAAUCCAAAAGACUGGAAGAAAUUUGCAAUUUUUGAUUUGCAUAGGUACACAAGGAAUUUGGUGGAUUCAGGAAACGGAAAAUUUAACCUGAUGGUUCUCUGUUGGAACACUUCCCAGGGUUCUUCAAUCCAUGAUCACGCAAACGCUCACUGUUUUAUGAAGGUAUUAGAUGGGAAUGCUCAGGAGGAGCUAUUUGAUUGGCCGUCGGAGGGCGAGGAUAUGGCCAGCAUGUCAUCGAAAGGAAAGAAUCUGUAUAAACGAGACCAGGUGGCAUACAUCAGUGAUGACAUAGGGCUCCAUCGCGUAGAAAACCCGAGCCAUUCCGACACUGCUGUCACGCUUCACUUGUAUUCUCCACCCUUCAGCGAGUGUCGGAGUUUUGAUGAGAGGACAGGAAACGCCAACAAAGUACAGGUCACCUUCUGGAGUCAGUAUGGAAAAAGGACCCCUUGUGCUAAAUUACCAAGUUCCUGUGUGCCUGAGAACAAUUAAACCUCCUCGCAUUGAAGAACUCCAAAGGGGUAACAAUCCAUGUUCUGCUCCAAAAUAACCUUGUGUGGUUUAUUUAGAGCCAUAUUAUUUUCCUUUGAAAAAGGAAUUGCGGUUUAAUUUGCCCAAAAUUAUUGCAUUUAUUCAAGAUAUGAUAAAAUUGCAUAAUGGUUCCCGUGAAAAUAACUUUAAUGUAUUAGCGUUACAUGUAUAAAUUGUACACAUGUAUAAAAUGUACAAACACAAUCCAUGAUUUGUCGUAUAGGUAUGCACUUUUUUUUACAAGAAUGUACAUUAUUUAUGUAUACAGAAAAUAUUGUAUUUAAACAGCACCAAGUCUCUAUUUUUCGAGUGAUUUGUUUAGCCAAUUUUUCUAUGAUUUUUAUCAUUCGAUGGAGUUGAUCCAAGUAAAUAUUUUGUUAUUUAUGUCGUAUGUUAAUUUUUUUCUUCAAGAGGCAUGAUCUUUGGCCUUUUCAUAAAAUUACACAACUUAACAUAAAUUUUCAACUCUUUGGCAUUUUUAAGUUGACAGUCAAGAAAAACUAGGCAACAGAAUUUUUGGAGUAAAAGAUGUAAAAACAAUAAAAUGCAUUUUUAAUUAUACAUGUAGUCUUUUUAAAAAAAUUUAAGGGAGGUGGGGGGGGGGGGCUAAGUUACAUUAUAUGCAUAUGGUAGAUAGAGCAUUAAAAGAUCAUUGUUGAAUUUUGUUUUUUUACCAUGUUUACACUUUGAAGGUAAUAUCCUCUGCAUUCAUUACCCGGUUAUUAAUUGUUAAAUGAUUAACAUUGGUGUAUGUGUAUUUCUUAAUACCAACUUUAUUACAUGUAUGCAUAUUUUCAAUACCAGUACAUUGCUGUUAUCAUUUUUUUUCCCUCAAUUUGUUAUUUAUUUUUUUUCUAAAUAUUCAAUGUAUCUGUUAUUUUGACCUUGUCAACAAUAAGAAUAAAAGCAAAGGGGGAAAUAUUCAAGAAAACCCAAAGAAAGUUUAUAUAAAUGCUACUGUACCUUAAGUUUGACCAGCCCUCUUCUUGUGAUG
This is a messenger RNA of Saccostrea cuccullata (small rock oyster), 2049 nucleotides long. RefSeq names its product cysteine dioxygenase type 1-like. The record is from RefSeq and is a predicted model, not a curated record. The transcript is spliced from 4 exons. Gene Ontology annotation, biological process: L-cysteine catabolic process. Gene Ontology annotation, molecular function: cysteine dioxygenase activity; ferrous iron binding. NCBI's taxonomy places the organism in Eukaryota, Metazoa, Mollusca, Bivalvia, Ostreida, Ostreidae. Bases 357 to 1016 code for a protein of 219 amino acids.